UGACAGUUUAAAAAGGAUGGCUGUAUACAUUGCAUUCUUGGCAGUUUAUUUUUUUAUGCUACAACAAAGUGAGCCGUGUGGUCUUUCAACACACAUAGAGAUAGCACACAGAGCUCUGGAGUAUUUCAGUCAGAAUGAGAGAAAAGUUAACUACAGAGAGCUGCUCCAGAAGCAUCCUGAUGCAUAUCAGGCUGGCAGUGUAUACCCUGACGCCUUUUAUCAGGGCCUCUGUAUGCAAGGAAAAUAUCACUACGUAUCAGAAGAUUCACACUGGACACCUUUUUUGAAAACCAGCAUUAAUUAUAUUAGAAGAACAUAUCCGCUGCCAUGGGAUCAGAGAGCGCAGAAACUGGUGGCCUUCCUGUUUGGAAUAGCUUCCCAUCAGGUGGCUGAUGUGAGUUGGCACAGCCUGCACAUUGACCAAGGAUUCCUCAGAGCCAUGGCAGCAAUUGAUUUUCAUGGCUCAUAUUCAGAAGCUCAUCCAGUUGGUGAUUUUGGUGGAGAUGUAGUCAGCCAAUUUGAACUUGACUUUAAUUAUCUGGAAUCAAAAUGGUAUAUUCCAGUACAGGACCUUUUUAACAUAUAUAAGGAAUUCUACAAUGAGACAGUCAUUGAUGAGAGAACAAUUGUGGACUGCAUGUACAUCCUCUUCCUGCAACUCUAUGGUGAAUAUUUUGCAGUUUCUAAGCUCUACACAACAUAUUCUACAAAAUCUCCCUUCCUGGUGGAACGAUUCCAUGAAUACUUUCUGGGUGGUGUUGAUGACAUGGCGUAUUGGUCCACAAAUAUAUUUCAGUUUACCAGCCUCAUGUUGGAUAAUGGUACCAGUGAAUGCUACUUGCCUGAAAAUCCUAUCUUUAUACAGUGCAACAUUGAGAAAAGAGACCACAAAGUCUCAAGAAAAACGCUAUUGCAAAAGACUAAGUACUACAAAGACUAUAAUUCAUCAGUUAUGAUAUCAUCUGGAGCAGAUAUUGUCACUACAGAGUUUGGAGUCUACUUUCACAUGAGUCAGUGGGCAGAGAGGUCUAUGGAGCUGAUAAGUAAUGCCACUCGAACGGUGACUUCAGUCCGAAUAUUUAAUUCCCUAAAUUCUAAACAUAUUUCUACUUCAUCAGCCACCUAUUAUGUAAGCUCACCAUACUCCAGGCUUGGAUGGACACUUACCACAGCAGAUCUCAAUCAAGAUGGCUGGGAUGACCUGGUUAUAGGAGCCCCAGGUUGCAGCAGUCAGGGCCAUAUUCAAGUCGGUUGUGUCUACAUACUUUAUGGUAACGAAUCAGGACUACCUUCUGUGGACAUGGAUCUAAACAAGGAUGCUGAUGUCUUGUUGAAAGGUUCGGAGCCCUCCGGUCGGUUUGGCUCUUCAGUGGCAGUGCUGGACUUCAAUGUGGAUGGUCAGCCAGAUCUAGUCGUGGGAGCUCCAUCAGUUGGAGGAGCCCAGCUUACAUAUACAGGUUCUGUAUAUAUAUAUUUUGGAACCGGAAGUGAAGGCCUUUCUUCUCAACCAAAUGUCACAAUAAAAUGCAGGGAAACCUAUUGCAAUUUGGGAUGGACACUUCUGGCUGCUGAUGUGAAUAAAGACAAGAAGGAUGACCUUGUAAUUGGUUCUCCUUAUGCACCAGGUGGAGGGAAGCAGAGAGGAUUUGUGGCUGCAUUUUCCUCAAAUCAUGGAAGAUCCAGAAAAGGCAUUCUAUUUGUGGAAGAAGCAGAGUGGAUUGUAAUGGGGGAACAUGACUAUGCUUGGUUUGGUUUUUCUCUUCAUAGUCAUAAAGGCAAGACAAAAACAUUGCUAAUGGUUGGGAGUCCUACCUGGAAAUCUCUCAAAAAAUUCAGCAGAUGUAUCCACUUGAAGAAUAAAGACUUACAGAGUAUUGGGAAAGCCUAUGGAUUCUAUCCACCAAGAAAAAGUGCAUCAUUUGUUAUAAAUGGACAUUCUGAACAGAGUAAGAUGGGUUCAUCAUUUGCAAGUGGGACACUAUAUGUGAACGGGGAGAGGAAGCACGUGCUACUUACUGGGUCACCUGCACAAAACACAGUUUUGAAAGUUAUGUUUAUAUCAAGAAUAUUGCAUAAUGCUGGAACAUCCACAGUGUAUGAACUCAAAGAUACAAAGAAUCCAUCCCUACUGGGAACAUUAAGAGGGGAUGGAGAAUUUUCUCGCUAUGGUACAAAGCUACUUCUAAGCGAUCUGGAUGGUGAUGGCCUUGAUGAAAUCAUUGUGACCUCACCUUUAUGGACCGGUGACUACACAUCAAUGUUGUUCGGUUCUCAGACAGGUCGAGUCUAUAUUUAUAAUGGAAAUACCACAGGAUUGCUAAAAGAUAGAUGCAAGUCAUGGUCUUCACCAUGCCCUGAGGACUGGGCACAAUAUGUACUAAUCUCUCCUGAAGAAAAAUCAAGGUUUGGAAAAGACAUGGUCGGUGAUGUUAAUAUUAAAACUGUUUUGAUUUUGCUAUUCCAGAAGCAGGUGGUUGUUGCAGCUGCAAGAAGCUCCAAUAGAGCAAGACUGGCUGGAGCAGUGUACAUUUACAAUCUCAACUGAACU
This is a messenger RNA of Nanorana parkeri, 2548 nucleotides long. It is a transcript of the gene GPLD1, whose product is annotated as glycosylphosphatidylinositol specific phospholipase D1. Gene Ontology annotation, cellular component: extracellular region; extracellular matrix. The transcript has 26 exons. The record is from RefSeq and is a predicted model, not a curated record. Gene Ontology annotation, molecular function: GPI anchor phospholipase D activity. Bases 17 to 2545 code for a protein of 842 amino acids. Lineage: Eukaryota; Metazoa; Chordata; Amphibia; Anura; Dicroglossidae.